Daucus carota subsp. sativus is the source of this 1561-nucleotide messenger RNA. Its product is annotated as probable aspartic proteinase GIP2. Gene Ontology annotation, molecular function: aspartic-type endopeptidase activity. Bases 120 to 1397 code for a protein of 425 amino acids. The transcript has a single exon. Lineage: Eukaryota; Viridiplantae; Streptophyta; Magnoliopsida; Apiales; Apiaceae. Gene Ontology annotation, biological process: proteolysis. The record is from RefSeq and is a predicted model, not a curated record.
ACACCAUUUUUCUUCGAUUGGCUGGGUGCCUAUCUUGACUAUUCCCUAGGGACUUCUAUUAAAGAGCAAUGAGCUUCCACAGCUUCAAACACACCUUCUAAUCUUCUACAUUUCCCAUAAUGAUUUCUUCUUCUACUAUGAUUUCCAGUCACUUGUUUCUCAUUUGCUGUCUCCUUUUCAUUGCUUCAUCGACAGCCCAGACUCGGCCCAAAGGCAUCAUCCUUCCUGUCACAAAAGAUCCAUCAACUUUGCAAUACAUAACAGAACUCAAACAGAGAACACCUCUUGUUCCUGUUAAACUAGCUGUUGAUCUCGGUGGUCAGUUCCUCUGGGUUGAUUGUGAUAAAGGCUACACCACCACAUCGUACAUUCCAUCGCGUUGCAACUCGGCCUCAUGCUCACUUUCCAAGGCCGGUAGUUGCUUAACCGAGUGUUACUCCCCCUCAAGGCCUGGUUGCACAAACAAUACGUGCAUGCUGUUCCCCGAAAACCAAUAUGCUCCCAUAGCAACAAGCGGGACCUUAGGUUCCGAUGUCCUCUCCGUGCCAUCUGCCUUUGGGGGGCCACCUGUCACCAUAUCAAAAUUCCUCUUUGUCUGUGGCACUACAUUUUUAUUAGAAAAUCUUUCGAGUGGUGUCACUGGCAUGGCAGGGCUCGGAAGGACUAAAGUGUCACUCCCUUCCCAAUUCUUCGCUGCAUUUAGCUUUAAAAAAAAAUUCGGAGUGUGCUUGAGUUCAACUUCAUCAAAGGGUGCCAUAUUUUUCGGAGAAUUUGAUUCUUCAACAGCACCUCUUACGUACACUCCACUCCUCACCAAUCCAGUAAGUACUGCAGGCGUUUACACUGCAGGUGAAGCUUCUACCGAGUACUUCAUUGGCGUAAAAUCUAUCAAUAUCAACCAAAAACCUGUCAAACUAAACGCCACACUGUUGGCCAUCAACGCAACUGAUGGUUAUGGCGGAACCAAGAUUAGCAGUGUGGACAAAUACACAACACUGGAAGCUUCAAUCUACAAUGCAGUAACUAAUGCAUUUGUAAAAGAAUUGAAUGUGCCUACAGUUCCAUCCGUGAAGCCAUUCGGUGCAUGUUUUAGUGCCAAGAACAUAGGCACAUUGUACACAGGCCCGGAUGUUCCAACCAUCGAUCUCGUGUUACAGAGCAAGGACGUGUACUGGAGGAUUUAUGGCGGAAAUUCAAUGGUACGUGUUAACAACAACGUCUGGUGUUUAGGAUUUGUGGAUGGAGGAGUGAACUCUAGAACUUCAAUAGUAAUUGGAGGGUAUCAAGUUGAAGAGAAUCUGUUAGAGAUUGAUUUUGCUGCUUCUAAGUUAGGAUUCAGCCCUCUCUUGUACCGUAAACAAAUUUGUGCCAACUACAACUUCCAGGCCAAAUCAUGAGUAAUUUGUAACUACAAAUGCUCACUUGUUUUUCCUUGUUUUAGUUUUCUUCUUCAAUAUGAAUGUGACUUUUGAUACAUUCAUGAAUAACAGCUAGUUUAACAGCUACUUGAUGUUAUAAUAAGAAGUGCCUUUUUAAAAAACAAAUCUGUAGAUUGAGAAAA